Arachis ipaensis is the source of this 1907-nucleotide messenger RNA. RefSeq lists its product as uncharacterized. NCBI's taxonomy places the organism in Eukaryota, Viridiplantae, Streptophyta, Magnoliopsida, Fabales, Fabaceae. The record is from RefSeq and is a predicted model, not a curated record.
ACCACUAAUUCACUAAACAGUACACACACAAAUUGGUUAAAUCCUCACUCGCACUUUUCUCUCUCAUUUCACUCUCGUUCCAUUUUCCAAAACCCUACCACUCAAUCACCGCCAUGGCCGCCUCCAAUUCGAUUCGCCUCCGUCGCACCCUCAGGGCUAUCUCCUCCCUCCACCGCUCCUUCUCCUCUUCAGCCGCCACCUCUGCGCCACCAAUUUCCCUCGCCAUUCGCCGCGUCCUUCCCUCAGCUCCUCCAGCCCCAGCACCAGCACCUUGGCUGUCCCGUUCAUUCAGGUCGUCGUCCAUAUCGCUUUGGUCGAACAUAUCAUCGUCGGCGUCCAACAUCCCCGACGAAAUGACCCCGACGAUAUACUGUUCGAGGGCUGCGACUGCCACCACUGGCUCUUCGGCAUGGACUUCCCCGGAGACAACAAACCCUCCCCCGAAGAAAUGGUCUCGGCAUCAGUGUGGAGGAGGCAAAGCAGAAAAUCUACGCCUGCGGUACCACUACCUACUACACUGGCUUUCAAGCUGUUAUGUCUGAAGAAGAAUCCAAGAAAUUUGAAAGUAUUUGUUGUAACAGAACUUCCUGGAGUCAUCUCUGUGCUCCCAGAUGCCUAUAUUGAUCCCGUGAACAAGGAAUAUGGAGGAGAUAAGUACAUCAAUGGAACAAUUAUCCCUAGGCCUCCACCGAUACAAUAUGGAAGAAACACAGGAAGACGUCCUCACCAAUUUUUGAUUUGGGGCAGUCUUAGAUGCAAGCAGGAAAAAAAAAAUCAAACUUAAGUCAAAGAAGAGAAUAUUAGAAUGUAGUCUUUUUACACAACUUUUUGGAACCUUUACAGAAUGUAGUCUUUUUACACAACUUUUUGGAAUCUUCACAACUAUUUUUCGGAUCAACGAAAUUGCCUACCUCCUCUCUUAGUAUAGUGCUUCUGAAUAGCAUUAUACCUUGCAGCUGUCGGUCUCACCCCAUUCAUAAUGGCCUUCUGGAAGAUGAUCUCUGCUUCCUCUAUCUCUUCAAACUUGAGAAGAAGGUCUAUGAGCCUACACCAGAUGUUCGGAGGUAUAAAGCCCGACUACCAUUUCCAAAAAAGCAUCUCUGCUUUUUUCCAACCUGUCUUGAGAUGUAUAGACAUGAAACAUCAAUCUCAUGCUGUAGGAAGAUCUCGUAAAUGAUUUAGGAAAAAGAUCGCAAACUUCCUAACAAAACUCUUUAAUGCAGCUUUGGACAGAGAAGGAGGUGAAGAUGGAGAGAUAGCCUUACAGGCCUCCCAUAUUCGCUAAAUCAUUUACGAGAUCUUCCUACAGCAUGAGAUUGAUGUUUCAUGUCUAUACAUCUCAAGACAGGUUGGAAAAAAGCAGAGAUGCUUUUUUGGAAAUGGUAGCCAGUAAGAGCUUUAUACCUCCGAACAUCUGGUGUAGGCUCAUAGACCUUCUUCUCAAGUUUGAAGAGAUAGAGGAGGCGGAGAUCAUCUUCCAGAAGGCCAUUAUGAAUGGGGUGAGACCGACAGCUGAAAGGUAUAAUGCUAUUCAGAAGCAUUAUACUAAGAGAGGAGAUAGGCAAUUUCGUUGAUCCGAAAAGUAGUUGUGAAGGUUCCAAAAAGUUGUGUAAAAAGACUACAUUCUGUGAAGGUUCCAAAAAGUUGUGUAAAAAGACUACAUUCUAAUGUUUUCUUCUUUGACUUAAGUUUGAUUUUUUUGCUUAUUUCUGCUUGCAUCUAAGACUGCCCCAAAUCAAAAAUUGGCUUCUGAGUAGCUUUUUUUUCAUGGACAUUCUUGGUUCAUUACAGCAUUAUAUAGGUUGAAGUUGUGAUUUGAAAUUAAAAGUGUAUAUAUGUCAUUUUAGAACAGUAGAAUCAAUUAUUAGUUCACCCUUUGAAAUGUGAAAAUUUUGAUAUUUGUUUGA